Messenger RNA from Oncorhynchus mykiss (rainbow trout), 2588 nucleotides. RefSeq lists its product as uncharacterized. Gene Ontology annotation, cellular component: nucleus. Lineage: Eukaryota; Metazoa; Chordata; Actinopteri; Salmoniformes; Salmonidae. The record is from RefSeq and is a predicted model, not a curated record. Gene Ontology annotation, molecular function: protein binding; DNA binding; DNA-binding transcription factor activity, RNA polymerase II-specific. Gene Ontology annotation, biological process: regulation of transcription by RNA polymerase II.
CAAACAUCACUUGAAGUGUACUUCCGUGCUUGCGGGAUAUCUAUAAAAUCUUUGAAAAUAACUUUAAUAACAACUUGUUGGCCUACAGUUGAAAACGUUUUCAUUACGUCCUCUACGUCCUUCUUCCAAACGCGCGUCUAUUGGUAUGUGCAUUCGUCUGAAUGAAUCAAUCCGCCCGGGGCCUGUAUUGAAAUGUAAAUAGUCCACACAAUGUCAAUCAAACUUUAAUUUUUCAGUGUAUAUAUAUGCAACCCAAUACGAACAGGAUCGUUCAUUAUUCAACUAUUAAUAAUAUUCAGUGACCUGGUAAAUACUGGAUUUUGUUUCGACAAAGAAAACUGUAUUGAAGAGUGGCAGUUGCGUCUGCGCCAAUGGAUUUUCUGACAGAUGAGGAGUUACUGCGGUUUUUCCGCUGUAGUAGGACAGAGAUGUCGUGCAUGGAGCAACCACACACAUUUCUUAACCAGCUCCGAGACCACAACCUCAUUCCGGAAGAAAUGUACAAGAAGCUGAUUCGGAUGAGGAGUAAGGAGCUGAGGGAGAAGGGUGUGUACCAGGUGUUGGACUGGGUGGAGGCAGAGAGGCCCAACAGCAUCAAGGUGUUCUGGAACUGUGUGUUCAGGGACCACCUCCUGCAGCAGUACCCCACGUUACGCCUGCUCCGAAACCGCCUGCUGGACGGGUCGUUCACAUUCUAUGAGAAACUGCCAAAGAAGGUGGAGAAGGAAGAGGAGGAGGAGGAUAAAAAGAAGGCUUCAGCUGAAGGAGAAGAGGAGGAUGAGGAAGAGGAGAAAGAGGAGGAUAAGAAGAAGGCUUCAGAGGAAGUAGAAGAGGAGGAGAAGACAAGAAGGAAAAAUAGUAAAGAGAAAGAGAGAAGUGAGAGUGCUGAGGAGGAGCAGCCCAGCACAUCCACCCAGUCCAACCCCAGUCAGAAGAGGAAAGUUCAGAGUCCGACCAACUGUUUUCCUUCCAGGAAGGGGGAGAAAGAUGACAUCUGGACCUGGCCCAUCUACAAGACCCAGCUCCCAGUCACCUGUGGGGACAAAGAAGGCAUUCUCAUCAGGAACAAGCUGGCCAAAGGGGAGAGGUGCAUUGUGGUCCAGGGUCGCUGGUUCACCCCAAGUGGCUUUGAGGAGUUUGGGGUGAAGAAGAGCAGAAAGAACUGGAAGUACAGUAUCCGCUGUAGAGACACCAAUCUGGGAAAACUGAUCCAGGAAGGCCAUUUAACUUCACCAGACUUUAAAAGAAGAAAGAGUGCACAGGCCAAGAGAGCACGCUUUCCCUUCAACCAAUCAGCGGGCUCAAACACAGAAUCUGAGGAGGAUGAUGAGGAGGAAAAAGAAGCUGAGCAGGAAAGAGAGGAAGGAGAGAGAAGAGAUCAGGCAAACACUGCUGGAGAGAGCAGUACAGGAGGCAGCCAUUGUGGUGUGAAGAAGUCUGUUUUCAAAGUCACCUGUGGAGCCAUCAAUGGAAUGCUUCAUAAGGAUCGGUUUGCAUCAGGGUCGUGUGGAAAGAGCAUCCGUACAGAGCUGCGCUGGAUGACCCCGGUGGAGUUUGUGAAGGGGGAGUCAGCUCUGGAAGAUCCCUCCUGGAAGAACGACAUCCAGUGGGACGGGAAACCACUCAGCCUCCUCAUCGAGAGUAAGAUCUUGGUCAUUCACUCUCUCCUGUGUAAGUGCAAGCUGUGCAGCCCUACAGCCAAAGACAGGCAUGAUCAGGAUAACGAUGACGACUGCUUCAUCUGUAGAAGCCAGGGUAGCUUGAUAUGCUGUGAUGAGUGUCCUCGCUCCUUCCAUCAGAGAUGUCAUCUUCCUAAUGUGGAUGACACUAUGCUGGGGGAUAAUCUUCCGUGGGUGUGCACAUUUUGUGUACUGAGGGCCAGUCAGCCGUGGCGUUACCCCAGUCAAAAGACUUACCAGGAAGCCUUGACCUGCCGAAUCUCUGACCACCUACUGGAAUGCCAGUACCUCCUGCUGUGUCUAUACCAAGCUGACAAGGACCACAUCAUUGUGGCAGAUCCUUGUAUCAAUGUGAAAAACUACACCAGUGUGAUAAAGACCCCUAUAUGGCUGGACAGGGUUGUGGAGAAGCUGCAGCAGAAUCUCUACCAGUCAGUGCAACACUUUGUGUCUGAUGUGUUGCUUAUCUUCACCAACUGUGCCACAUUUAACAGGGAUAAUGCAGAGUUCUGUGUGAUGGGCGAAAGAUUGAAGGAUCUAUUUGAGAGAGAGUUCAAGAGUACAUUCAGCAUCCAACUUCAGCAUCCAACUGCAUCCAACAGCCAGUAGAGCCUUCAUCAAGUCUGUACUGUUAUCUCACUAUGAGACAACAGGGAAUAUUCACCAUGCAAUGGUCUUUCUAUACAGCCUUCAUACAGACAUGUACACCAAGUUGUACAGAUCUUAUUUUCCAUGCAUGUACAUUGUUAUCCAUCUAGUCCUUUCAUGAAUUUCUUUCAUUUGUUUUAAUUCCAAUCAAAAUCCAAUUUUAUUAGUCACAUACACAUAGUUAGCAAAUGUUAUUGCGAGUGUAGCGAAAUGCUUGUGCUUCUAGUUCCGACAAUGCAGUAAUAACCAACGAGUAAUCUA